Molecule: messenger RNA, 975 nt
Organism: Rhizophagus irregularis DAOM 181602=DAOM 197198
Lineage: Eukaryota; Fungi; Glomeromycota; Glomeromycetes; Glomerales; Glomeraceae
Source: RefSeq, a predicted model, not a curated record
CGAGCACAACAUACUCAAAAUGGAAUGAUCGGUGAAAUCAAAAUGGGACCGAUCGACGAUAACAGAAAAGAAGAUCUGGAAAAAUAUUAUGCUGAACAAUCACGUGAUGUUACUUUCUACGACAUACCAGCAUACUGGAGUGAUGAAGAAAUUUUUAAUUUGCUGAAUGCAAAUGUAGGACAGAUCGAAUAUAUGAGAACAAAACGGUGUCACAAAUAUAAGACGGUUAAAACAACACUGCGCCUUACCAAAAAAUAUGAAGAAAUAUACAAAAAGGGCGGGGUGAAUGUUGUUUUAACUAGGAAAAACCGUACACAUUAUGUUAGAAUGUUUGACUCAAGAUGGUCGUAUGCUGAGAUUAAGAAUACUUUUCGUUGGCAAGUUUGUAAACGUUUAGAAGAUGAUAAUCAACAGGAUGAUUGUUCGAUAAUUAGAUAUUUUGCAAAAACUUAUAGGGCUACAUUUGGAAAAAUUAUUAGAGUUAACGGUAUACGUUACAUUAUUUUAUAUUUUAGUACAGAGGAUAAAUUAAUGAAAGCGGUAAUGGAUUCGUUAAAAACAUAUAAAGUAGGGCUAGAAUUAUUAAUCAAAAAAGAAAAUGAUUUUAUAGACGAUACAGAAGAGUUCAAUAAAACACUGAAAUGGAGAAAUGCAACAACCUCAAGAACACAUGGUCUACGGAUGGAGCGAGAACAACAUGAAGGAACGCCUGAAAAUUUUGCUUCGUCAAGUAGAAGACAAUGACAAUGGAGGUAACUCGAAUGAGAUAAAAUAGGAAAAUUAGAAAAACAAAAUAUAAUAGUUAGACGUAUUUAGAUUAGAUAAUUUAGUAUAGUUUAGGAUAGAUUAAAAAGAGAACAAUUUUUAGUAAAUACUUAGUCAAUAUUGGAAUUUCGUGAAUAGCACGCUGGUUACGUUAGUCUCUACUUUAGAUUGAGUUCUAAAGUUUUUAUAUGGAGAGGUGUAGUUAGAAAU